GGAAAGCCGCGGUGCGGCCGCGCAGCGCGACACUCGUCGUAAAGCGGAGCCGCGGAAAGGACGGUGUCCACCCAACGCAGCGUACAGCUGACCCGCGCUGGCCACACCGCCGUGCGGCGAGAAAAGUGUCGUGAAAGGGCCGGGCGCGGUCGUGGCGCGGCCCCAUGCGGCGGGGCGCGGCGGCGGUGGCGGCGCUGCUGUGCCUGGGGGCCGCCUGCCUGCUGGGCCGCGGGUUCGAUCCUCGCGCCUGGCUGCCGCUGCGCCGCGGCCGCCUGCUGAGCGGCGCCGAGCUGGCCCGGUACCGUGGCGCGCCGGGCGACCCCGGCCUCUACCUCGCCGUGCUGGGCCGCGUCUUCGACGUGGAGCGCGGCCGCAAGCACUACGGCCCCGGCGGUGCCUACAGCGGACUCGCAGGGAGAGACGCCACCAGAGCAUUCGCCACCGGCGACUUCUCCGCGGCGGGGCUGGUGGACGAUGUCUCGGCGCUGUCGCCGGGCCAGAUGCUGUCCGUCCAGAGCUGGCUGUCUUUCUACAGCGACCACUACGAGCCCGUGGGGAAGCUGGUGGGCAGGUUCUAUGAUGAGAAUGGGGCACCGACAGAAGCUUUAAGGCAGGCUGAGGAUGCCAUUGAGGAAGCUCUGAAGUUCCAAGCAGAAAGCGAGCAGAGGAAGCAGCAGUUUCCUCCAUGCAACUCAGAAUGGAGCUCUGCUGUGGGGAGCCGAUUCUGGUGCUCCAAACAGAGUGGGGGAGUGAGCAGAGACUGGACCGGGGUCCCUCGGAAGCUGUUCCUCCCAGGCUCCAGGGGCAGCCGCUGCGUGUGUGUGAGGACAACUGGGCCCCCGUGGGGGCAGCCGGACUCCAGCGAGCACCGCGACAGAGGCGACCUGGAUAACCCUCAGCUGCGGGAAUACAGCGGCUGCCCCCCGCUGGCUGAGCAGUGCGUCCUGAGGCAGUGACUCCCAGCGCUGGGUUCGAGGCCGGCGUUAGGGCCCUGCAGCGAAACGUGCGUUCCGUGGGCAGCUCCGGGUGCGUUCCUCUCCAUCUGCAUGAAGGGGCAAUAGCAACCGCCCGUUAUUUGUGACUCUUUACCGUGUGGAGACGGAGUUGAGAGGAGGAGGAAACACUUCAGCCGAAUUAGUGGCUAAAAAAAUCGAUACUGGGAUACUUUCUUUGUGCUUCAUUCUGAUGGUAUUUUUACAUCUGGCAACAAACUGUAAGAUGCAAAACCUGAAUUAUACUUAGCAACUGAUUUCUUGUGCAGUCAGAUGAUUUCGUGCAAUGUGUUGUGUUUUAAGGCAUCCAGGUUGUGAGCACAAGAACUGCUGCAGCAUCUCUGACCCCAGUUUAUACACAGUCCACCAGUCUGAACUCUGCCUGCUGCAUUGUAGUGCUGAUGCUCCUUCCAGUCAAUUGAUUUACUGCAAAGUUUAAAGGUAGCAGGGAGAAGCCUGAAUGUCUCCUACAAUUAAGGUAGUUAGGAUCUAGGAACUUGUGCAUCUUGGUUACACGCAAACUUUAUCAAAACCUUGGAGUACAGAAGGCAAAGGUCACAGCUGUAUUUCCUCAUUUAGUGUUUGUAUUAGAUACUGUGCAAAGAAGAUAGUGGGAGCCACCUCUAAGGAUCCUUGUUUAAUAUUAACCUCACCCUCCUGCUCCUGAUUCACUACUUUCAGACUACUCGAAUGAGGAGCUGGUACUUCUCAAUAGGUGAUAACAAAAGCUAUGUGGCAGCAUGACCAUCCUGCUGUAACCUGCCUCCUGCUUCCAUGGCACCUGUACGUGCCCAGUACAUGCCCUUGGGACUACAACCCAAGGCUGGGUGUAUCCUCACACAGCUCCUUCAAGUCUGUACAGAUUUUAUCACAGCUGUAAAUUCAGCGAUACAAGCAUUGCUUUGGAGUAAUCCCUUCAUGGCAGCGACAGCAGGAGUUCGCAGCAAUGAUGUUUAUAGAUGAGGCUACAGCUGUGGCUGGGAGCACAGAGCUGGAAUGCCUGAGCACUAUGCAAAUAGUGCUGAAAUGCUGCAGGGAUGGUUCUCAUCUUAACAGCCACACCAAAACCAAAUAAGCUGCUGCAGGAAGGAAAGACAAGAUGGUGCUGCUUUAACUUCAGUUGGUUGAAAACCAAUUCACAGCUUAGUCCAUAGUAGUGUUUGGAAACACUACAGGGGGAGUUUGUCUUGCAGUAGGGAUAAAUCAUCUAUUAAAGCAAACAUGGAGACUCCCUUAGAAACCUGACGUGUUCCCAAAGCUCAGCUCGAUCCUCCCAGGGUAGAAAAGGGUGGGAAAGAAUAGUGACAGUUACACAGGGG
Messenger RNA from Strigops habroptila (Kakapo), 2311 nucleotides. RefSeq names its product neuferricin. The transcript has 4 exons. The coding region runs from base 165 to 956 and encodes 263 amino acids. NCBI's taxonomy places the organism in Eukaryota, Metazoa, Chordata, Aves, Psittaciformes, Psittacidae. The record is from RefSeq and is a predicted model, not a curated record. Gene Ontology annotation, cellular component: endomembrane system; membrane.